AAAAGUACCCAACUUUGCAAAACUAUCUACAACUUUUAACCACUUUUUCUAUCAUCUACAACUUUUAACCAUUUGUAUUUUGUAAUAUAUUUUGUCAUCACACAUGUACACGGUUAUUUAUGGUUGUCAGCAAUCUUCAAUAAUUGUUCACGCAUGAGUUGAAGGAGUGUACUAUGAUUCUCUAUCAUUUUGUCCUUUUAUGAUUCCCCCAUCACCUUUUGUGCCUAAAAUACCACCGAAGGAAAUGAGUUUGAAAUACCGCACAUAUGUAAAUAUUAUACGAAAAUAAUAUUUACAGGUUAAAAGGAUGCAAACGAUUCUCUACACCAUAGAAAAUAUUGUCUAAAAAACUUAAAAUACCAUCGGAACAAAUGAUAAUACCGCCGGUCGAUAUUCUCAAAUAUUCAGACGGUAUAGUGAUUAUGACGAUGGUAUUUUCUUUUUUCGACGACGGUAUUAAAUUUAUUUCCAACGGUAUUCUAAGUACGUCUGGCUCCUUUUAAUUUCACUUUCACGUGAAUAUAAAGUUCUUGCAAGUACACUCAUGUCAAUAUAAAGUGAUUCCUAGUACAUUCACGGGUGAGUAAAUUAAACAUAAAUUAAACACAAAGGCCUCCAUAUAUGUUGAAAGGAUGAAUUAAAUACGACACAAACAUUCAAAACAAGUUGUCUCAAAGGCCUCCAUAUUUGUUGAGUUAUAAUUCUUCUUCUUGGAAGCUUUGGGGUUCUCAGCUGUCAUUUCAUUGGAGAAUUGGGAGAAAAGAAAUUCCAUCACAUAUCUAUCAACUAAAGAUGACGGAGUGGAAAAACGUCCUUGUGAGAUAUGGAGGAUAUUGGAAUGAUGUCUUAUAUUGUGGUGGAGGUGCUACAUUUGCUUAUGUUCAGACAAAUAACAUAAGCAUUUCGGAGUUAAGGCAAAAUAUCAAUUACUACUUGAUGACAAAUUCACUUAGUACCGUCUACAAUUUAUACUAUCUAUCGAGAUCUCGAAGUGGCAGGAUCAUCCGAUCUCUUUUAAGUACUAAUGACCAACUUUCUCGACUUUGUGCUUUUGAGGUCAAGCCAGAGGUUUAUGUGACACAUGAUGGUGGCACUUCCCAAUCGGAGCAAGAAGUUUAUCGACCUUCGAUCGAGAUACCGUAUGCAUCUACUUAUGAGCACCCUCCUCAGCCCACUUCAUUCGAGGAGCCCAUCUCAAACCACAUGAGAGGUUUUGAUUGGUUUGCUGAUAAUAAUGAUGAUGAAGAGUAUGUUCCAUCAACAGACACUGAUGAUGAAGAAGAUGAGGAUGAUGAAGAAGCAGAGGAGCGUGAGUCUGCUCGAGUUGAUUAUGGCACAUUUGCUGAGCAUAUUGCUUGGAUUCGUCGGGAGGGAGGAAUCAGGCAGCUUAUGUCCAUGAUAAUGCAGACAAACCCGCAAAAGCUUGAAGAAGAGUUGGGACCCGAACAAACUGCAGAAAUGAGCAAUUGGCUAGUUCAGGUGGUUCCGAAGGAUUUUUCAGUCAAUUUAUUUGGAGGUCGACUACGCUUAUCUCGAGAUGUCGUCGCCCUCGUCCUCCUUUCCUCUCGUCUCCUCGGUAGUUCAUGCUCCUGA
Salvia miltiorrhiza (redroot sage) is the source of this 1593-nucleotide messenger RNA. RefSeq lists its product as uncharacterized. NCBI's taxonomy places the organism in Eukaryota, Viridiplantae, Streptophyta, Magnoliopsida, Lamiales, Lamiaceae. The record is from RefSeq and is a predicted model, not a curated record. The transcript has 2 exons. The coding region runs from base 793 to 1593 and encodes 266 amino acids.